UAUAAAUAGCCGAGCUGAUAUCGGGAAAGUUCAUAGUACGAACAGCUGAUCAAUGAGUGACACUAAACCAGCAGCUUCUUAGUUAUUUUAUUUGUAAAUUAAAUUAUAUAUUUAUUAAUAGUUUUGUGAGGAGAUUUUAUCUACAUUUUAUCACAUCAAGAUGACGGCCCAAGAAUACAGCGGACGUCUGGACAAGGGUGUCCUCAACCACUACAUGACCCUGGAGUGCCCGGGGGACAAGGUUCAAUGCGAGUAUGUGUGGAUCGACGGCACAGGACAGGGCAUCCGUAGCAAGUGUAAAACACUCGACUUUGAGCCAAAAGAUCCCAGUGAAUGCCCGGUUUGGAACUAUGACGGGUCGAGCACGUAUCAGGCGGAGGGUUCCAACUCGGACAUGUACCUGCGCCCAUGCGCUAUCUUCAAUGAUCCCUUCCGGCGUGGAAAGCACAAGCUGGUUCUCUGUGACGUCUACAAAUACAACAACGAGCCCGCAGAGACGAACAAGCGUUGCACGUGUAAGAAGGUUAUGGAAGAGGCUAAGAGCGAGAUCCCCUGGUUUGGUAUUGAACAAGAGUACACCCUCCUGUCUCAUGACGGCCACCCGUUCGGCUGGCCAAAAAAUGGCUUCCCUGGACCACAGGGACCGUAUUACUGCGGAGUUGGCGCUAACAGGGUAUACGGAAGAGACAUUGUAGAAGCCCACUACAGGGCGUGCCUAUACGCAGGAGUCAAAAUUGCUGGCUGCAACGCUGAAGUUAUGCCUGCUCAGUGGGAGUACCAAGUGGGGCCGUGUGAAGGUAUAAGCAUGGGCGAUCACUUGUGGUUGGCGCGUUAUCUUCUCGAGAGGGUCGCUGAGGACUUCGGGGUCGUAGUGACCCUUGACCCAAAACCCAUGCCAGGGGACUGGAACGGUGCUGGAGCCCAUUGCAACUUCAGUACACAGAAAAUGAGAGAAAAGGGCGGAAUCAAAGAAAUUGAGAAGGCCAUAGACCGGAUGAGCUCGCAACACAGACGACACAUCACCGCCUACGACCCGAACGAGGGUGAAGACAACAAGCGCCGCCUCACGGGCUUGCACGAGACCUCGAGUAUCGAAGACUUCUCCGCAGGAGUCGCAAACCGCGGGGCCAGCAUCCGCAUCCCCCGCCAGGUGGCUGCCGACGGUUUCGGUUACUUGGAGGACAGGCGGCCGUCGUCCAACUGUGAUCCAUACGCUGUAACGGAAGUCAUAAUUCAGACGGCGGUUCUAAACAAAUAAACUUGAAGAAAAUCUUGCAUUUGGGUUACAGAAAACACUUAGGACGUCAUAGAUACAUUGUUUUAUACAUGUGUACUUUUAGUAUUCAUACGUACAUUUAUUUAAAUAUAAUCAUUACGGUGCAGUCCAGUGGAAAGUAAUGUAGGAUGCACUGAACAAUAUAUAUAUAUAUAAUAUUGCUAUUUCCCUGUGUUCCUAUUUGAUUUUAGAAACCGGUUAAGCAAACGUUUAACACAAUUUUGGUAACAAUCCUUCAUUUUCAUUUCUGAAGGGUUACUAGGGGUAGUUAUGCAGGUCAUUUCUUCUCUUAUGAGGAAACUUUGGAGAAGUUGUAUGGGUCAUACUUUUAGUAUAAUUAUCGUUAUAAUAUGUCUUACAUAGGCUAUUUUACAUACUUUUAUUUAUGCAAAACCUUGCAUAAAAAGACAUUACUUUCAUAUUACAUAUGUUUAUCAUCUAAUAAUUUUUAUGUUCAUUGCAAACGCUUCACCAUACAUUAUCAUUGUUAAAUCAUUCUUUGGGAUUUUAAAUUAAAAAACUUUUAAUUUGUCUCAUAACAUUUGAAGAUUUCAGCAUGAACACGCUUUUCUGCAGAAAUGUGGUUGUUUGCAGUAUAACGGUUAAAACCUCAUGUAAUUAGGAGGCAGCAAGCGUUAAUGCGAAAUGAAAUUAUUAAAUGUUUAUUUUUA
Molecule: messenger RNA, 1947 nt
Organism: Mya arenaria
Lineage: Eukaryota; Metazoa; Mollusca; Bivalvia; Myida; Myidae
Product: glutamine synthetase-like
Exons: 7
Coding region: 161-1258 (365 amino acids)
Cellular component (GO): cytoplasm
Molecular function (GO): glutamine synthetase activity
Source: RefSeq, a predicted model, not a curated record